AUGGCAUCGUCGUCGAGUAGCAGUGCUGCGUCAGGAGCAGGUGCAGGCCCAGAUGCAGGUGGGAAUGCUGAAAACCAGACGGGAAAUCCACCGAGAAGAAUUCCGCCGACAAUGGGCGAUUUACUCCUGUCAUUCCGGGGGUCAGUUUCACAGUGGUCUGAUGCGGUAAGGAAGUAUGCAAUGACCGGCGUUGAGGAGCGCUGUGCGAGAAGGAUGGGAAUGGCGCAGGUACAGCCUCAGACCGAUGAACUCUAGCGCGUUAGUUCAGUCAUGCUGGCAUCUAUUUUUUAUUUUCAGUGGAUGUGGUCUGCGUCUGAAUCUGAUGCUGAUACUGAUUUCGCCGCUAUCAGUCGAAACUGAAACAAAAAAACAUUGAUGGACUUGAGCCCGUGAUGAAUAAGUAACGCCAGGUAAACAUGUGGUACAUCUUGGCCACCCGCGACCUUCACAAGCGACAGACCGGCGGGCGCACCCAGUUGCCAAUGGAAUUGCGGCGACGCAUCAUUGAGUUUAUGGGCCCGAUUGAGCAUCCGGCGCUGGGGAUUAGCGGACGUGACGCUUUGCAAAUCUCAAAAGCGCAGCGAGCAAGUGAUCGAGCGAGAGCGGUAGCGUACUACUCUGAGUUGAUCAAGGAACGGGCGGAGGCGGGGGAAGGGUCUCUUCUCUUACAACCAUAACGGGGGGUCUACUCAUCGGCUUUAGAACUUUUUGAAAACUUUUUGAAAACUUUUGAAAACAGAGCAAAACGAUGACGCGAAACCACCAAGGUCCGACGCCCUUUUUUGGCGCCGUGCCGUCGUGUUUCGUGGUCAUAUAUUUUGACCGAUAAAAGGCGCGCGCGCUGCCGUCGGUCACACGUGAAUCGCGGGCGGAAUACUCUCCGCAGACUUGUAAUCUCUUGCGCGUUUCUUGAGCAGCGUGUCGCACAAACCGGGCCGCGUCCUUGAUAUAUGUAGUCACGCACGAAAAGGCUUAGAUCCACCCCUCCGCGUUUCGCCUAGGGGCAAACGCACUCGGGUGGCCGUGCUGUUUAUUUGACCGAGGGGCAAACGCACUUGGGUGGCCAUCCCCCCAUCCGGGGCCAGCCCUCCUCCUUUUCGCCUAGCAGGGUUUAGGGUUUAGCCCUCCUCCUUUUCACCUGGCGCAGGGCUUGGGUUUAGGGUUUGGGGUUUAGGGCCUAGGGCCUCGGUUCUCAGGCGCAGCGCGCCGGCCCGAGCGGCGUGUCUGGAGAGAUCCAGGGGGUGCGCCCCUGCGCCGCGUUGCGUUUGUAAUUCCCACAAGAAAAAGCGGCGCAGUCGAAGAAGCAGACUCUGAGUUCUGCUAUCUUUUUGGCACCUGUUCUGACCCCAGGCACGGCGGCACGCUGCCAGAAAGGAGCGAGGCUGCUGAGUCUUCAAAAAGUACAAAAGAAGCGUAGCCCAGACAUGAAGCAGGCUGGCACUGCCUGCGAAGUAGGCAAAGCUCACGGCUCAGGUUUUGCAGUCUUUGUGGCGCCGUGCCGUCGUGUUUCGUGGUCAUAUAUGGUGGCCGAUAAAAGGCGCGCGCGCUGCCGUCGGUCACACGUGAAUCGCGGGCGGAAUCCCCUCAGCAGAUUUUUAAUUUCUUACGCAUUUGAACGGCGUGCCAUCCUGUUUCGUGAUAGGUUUCGACCCCGGAGCCGGGGCGAAAAGUUGUAUACUUUACACGCGACGAAUGCCGUGGGUGGUAACGUUAUCCACGGCGGCACCGCGUAGGCAAAAAAGCGCGCUUUUUCAACUUUUGCCCGAAUUCUGAGGCAAAGCGCGACUCGUGCGCCCAUUUUGAAAAGUUUUUUUUUUGCACUUUUGCACUAUAUGCGAAAAACCAAAACCGGUGGCAUGAUGCCGCUUUUCUGGGCCUCAAAAAAACGACUCCCGAGCUAAUUCCCGAAAAAAAAAACUUUUAAAAAACUUUUUAAAAGCUUCCAUUUGGGGCACCAAAUCGCUGCCGGUUUCAAGCAGACUCCGCCGCGGGGAGCUUCGAGAAGGGAGGCCAGAAAAAAAGUUUUUUCGGGGUCUUUUCGGGCUCGUUUCGGGCUCAUCGAAAUAGCACAGCAAAAAAGUCGCACUUUUUGGCUUCCGCCGUACCACCGCGCCAAAAUCGCCAUUGCUCCAGCGCCGGUGGUAUGCUGGUGGUGUUUUUUUGUUAUGUUUCGUCAGUGCCGGCGCUUUUGCGUCUGCGUCAAGCUUUUGGGUUUUUUGGUACUAGAAGUAGCCUGGGCGAUGAAGGAAAAGCUAGAAGCUGAGUCCAGUGCUAGACUCUGGACGAGUUGGAGUUGGAGUGUGAUAUUGGAUGGGGUAUCGCUACGCUUAUUUCUCGGCCUGAUUUCGUGAUAGGUUUGGACCCCGGAGCCGGGGCGGGCUGUUGUAUAUUUUACAUGUGAAGAAUACCGCUGGCGGUAACAUUAUCUAUGCAUGGCGGCACGGCGUAGGGUAAAAGGCGCGAGCUCUCGACUUUUGCUCAAAUUCUGAGGCAGGGCGCGACCUGUGCGCCCAUUUCAAAAAGUUUUUUUUGUGCUUUUUCGUUAUAUCUGGAAAACCAAAACCGACAGCAUGGCGCCGCUUUCCUGACCUUCCAAAAAAAAACUCCCGAGCUGAUUCUGGGAAAAAAAACCUUUUGAAAACUUUCCAAAAGCUUUCACUUAGGGCACCAAAACGGUGCCGGAUUCAAGCAGAAUCAGCAGCGGGAAGCUUCGAGAAGGGCGGCCAGAUGAAAAGUUUUUUCGGGCUCGUUUCGGGCUCACCGAAGUAGCACAGUAAAAAGCUUGUUGCAUUUUUUGGCCUCCGCCAUACCACCGCGCCAAAAUCAGCAUUGUUCCAGCGUCGCUGUUAUGUUGGUGGUGUUUUUUUGUUAUGUUUCGCCAAUGCCAGCACUUUUGCGACGAAGGGCAUCGCUGAGUCAGGCUUUUGGGUUUUUUUAUGUUUGGCUUCCCUCUUUGAUACUACGAACAGAGAGCAAGGGAAAGCUUUUCGGUCUUUGGCCUUGACCACGAAGCCCGCCGUUGUUGCAGGCUGGGUGGGCCACCAAGCUCGGCGCUGCCUCAACUUUCUCAGGUGCGGGCGUUUUUCACUGUGGCGGAGUGCGCAAACUGGGCACCCACGAAAAGCGCGGGACCCCAUCGGUCACACUGGAACCGCGAUGGCAUGCUGGGGCUCGAUCUCGUGUUGGCCGUGCAGUCAUUGGCCACGAAGUUGCGAGGCAGCUCCUUUGACGAGCAGGCCGGCGGGAAAUUCAGAGUUUUCGAAAAGUUUUUGAAAAGUUCUGAAAGUUUAGCACAGACCCCCCGUUAUGGUUGUAAUUCUCGUUGAUGCACAAACUUUCGACGCAGCUCCGCGGAUGCGAAAUGGUGAUGCCGUCCAUGCAGACACUAUAGCAACGUACUUCGGCCAUUUGGGUCACAUCAUCGAAGAUCGAAGAGGCAACACGAUAGAUGUAUUACACCACGGCAGCGCCACCGUUCCGUUCAGGAUCUCGUUCAAUGGUGCGAGACACGACGACGCCACAGGCGAAGCGGCGAUGGAACUUCUGGGGAAAAAAUUAUCCGCACCUCUCGAACGCAAGUACAAGAGUAACCAUCGCGCAGCCUUUGCUGAGACAAUGGAGAAGACACGAAAUGCCGUUGUUAUGUACUUCAGCGAUUACCUCCUCAAAGAAUUUGCUUCCGGGAAAGUUGAAGUUGAAAUAACAGAAGCAAUUGUCAAUGCCGCACCCAAGCUGCCUUGUGGCGCCGCCUAUCCCAUGACCGAGCGACAGGCGAAGCUGUUCCAUUCCGAUCUAGACGAGUCGGACGCGGCCCUGAGUCGUCUCCGAUUCGAAGUACAUGGACUUCAAUUCCAUCCUUAUUACCGCAUCAUAAAUCAUUCGGAGACCCUCCCGCCUGCGUUUACCAUUCGUCUUGGAAAAGAAGAUGAGUUUACCGAAUGAGUGAGCGGGUUGGCCGCGGGAACAGGCUCGCUCAACAAUGAGUCGCAGAUUUAAACAUAAACCGACGACUAUCCUCUUUCUUUCAGAUUUUCCUCGAACCAAUGGCAAUCGUCAAAUUGAACCAAUUGUGUGAGUAACACUGAGUACCAGCUGUCGGAACUCUAUCACCACAUCCAAGAAAUUGGCGAUCUUAAAAGUACUAUUUUGAAAUCUUU
This is a messenger RNA of Amoebophrya sp. A120, 4157 nucleotides long. The record is from the annotation of a GenBank genome assembly. NCBI's taxonomy places the organism in Eukaryota, Dinophyceae, Syndiniales, Amoebophryaceae.